UCGUUGAAAUAUUAGCUGACAAUAAUGGCGGCGCCCAUGAUGUGAAAUUUGUCGGUUUGUAAAUUAAUCUUUUUUGGCAGAAUCAGGUGAUAUUAAGAAUAGAAACUCAAGAUGACGGAUGCAUGGAAUGAGAUACAAGCAUUAAAAUCGAAACAGAGCAGCUUUAGAGCUAAAUUAGCCGCCAGGAAAAAGGAACGAGAAGGUCUUGUCGCUGAGAUAUCGAAAUCGACAACUUCCCCGAGUGUCCCGUCUUCAAAACCGUCAUCAAGUGGAACUGAAUCUAAAGCAGAAGCACCCAAGAAUCUGAGUUCUGGUCAAUCACCUAAGAAGCUACCAGCAUCUGUUGUGAAGCCUGUGCCUAUCAAACAUGACCCAGAAGUUGAGAAACAAUUGUUGAUUGUACUGUGUGAUCUUGGUGUUGAUACACCAUGUACUUCAGAUUAUGUUUGUGAAAUGACAUCAAAAGCUCUUGGCAGAAGUGCCAAUAUAGAUUUAGUUGAGAAUCUCCUUCAGAAAUUUGCUGCUCAGCAAAUGAUUGUGGUUGUAAAAGAUGAAAGCAUAGCAUCAAGAAAAGGCCAUCUUACUGUUCAGUCAGUGGAUUUGUCUAAGCUGUCGGCAGUUGCAGACCAGACAGGAGCUAAAAGAAAGAGAGAUGAAAAUGCUGAGGAUGAGGCCAGUCAACCAACUGCCAAACAAAGUAAACAAACAUCAAAACAAGAUUCUAGCUUUAGUGUGGAGAGUUUAUUAUCAGUGCAGACAGCUAAAGAAAGAGAGAGUAAGAAGAUGACAGAAGAGAUAAUGCAGAUAUUGAGUGCCCCAACAACUAAAGAGAAAAGUCUGAUGGAGAGGUUUAAAUCACAAGGAGGUGCACAGUUACAGGAAUUCUGUCAGUUUGGGACAAAGGAAGAAUGUCUAAAACUUAAUCAGGCUUCACAACCUUGUACAAAACUUCAUUUCAGGAAAAUUAUUCAUAAGCAUACAGAUGAAUCUCUGGGUGAUUGUUCAUUUUUGAACACAUGCUUUCAUAUGGAUACGUGUAAGUAUGUACAUUACAAAGUAGAUUUUCCUGAAGAUUCUCAGAAGUCACAAAAUUUAAGGAAAGAAGCAAACAUGGCCCUGGCAAUGUCUUCAGAUUCCAAUGAGCAAGUGAACAUGUUUCCACCACAGUGGAUACAGUGUGAUAUUAGGUACCUGGACAUGCAGGUGUUGGGUAAAUGUGCUGUAAUCAUGGCUGAUCCACCAUGGGAUAUUCACAUGGAGUUACCGUAUGGUACCAUGCAGGAUGACGAGAUGAGGAAGAUGCCUGUACCAUUAAUGCAAGAUGAUGGAUAUAUCUUCCUGUGGGUCACUGGCAGAGCUAUGGAGUUAGGGCGAGAGUGCUUGGAACUAUGGGGAUAUAAAAGAAUAGAUGAGAUCAUAUGGGUGAAGACAAAUCAGUUACAGAGAAUUAUACGUACAGGAAGAACUGGUCACUGGUUAAAUCAUGGCAAAGAGCACUGUCUUGUUGGAGUGAAAGGGAAUCCAAAAGGAGUUAACAAAGGUCUUGACUGUGAUGUUAUUGUAGCUGAGGUGCGGGCAACAAGUCAUAAGCCUGAUGAGAUAUAUGGUAUUAUUGAAAGAUUAUCCCCAGGCACUAGGAAGGUAGAGCUGUUUGGAAGACCUCAUAAUGUCCAACCCAACUGGAUUACACUUGGCAAUCAAUUAGAAGGGGUUCGGCUCGUUGAUCCAGAAAUUGUUAAACGUUUUAAGGAAAAAUAUCCAGAUGGAAACUGUAUGGGACCACCUAAAGAAAGUCCAGCAGAUCGUGACCCUAGAGAUAGAGAUCCACGUGACUUGAAAAGAUAGUGGAGUGUUACUGUAUAAUUUCUGGAAAAAAAUCUUUCUUGAUGUUUAAAAGCUUGAUCAUGUGAUCAGUGUGAAUAGAUGCUUGAUCAUGUGAUCAGUGUGAAUAGAUGCUUGAUCAUGUUAUCAGUGCAAAUAGAUGCUUGAUCAUGUGAUCUAUUCAUGAAAUGUUUGAGUCCAUGUGUGGUCAGAGGCAUGAAUUACAUGUAAUAAAUGGUGACAGUAAAUUUAAGGUCCAUGUGCUCAAAAAUUACUAUGUAUCGGAUGUUUUAUGUAUAAAAAUAUUGUUAACUAGCUUGUUAAAGGCAAGUUUAU
Messenger RNA from Ruditapes philippinarum (Manila clam), 2157 nucleotides. Its product is annotated as N6-adenosine-methyltransferase catalytic subunit-like. The transcript has 15 exons. The record is from RefSeq and is a predicted model, not a curated record. Bases 112 to 1845 code for a protein of 577 amino acids. Lineage: Eukaryota; Metazoa; Mollusca; Bivalvia; Venerida; Veneridae. Gene Ontology annotation, cellular component: RNA N6-methyladenosine methyltransferase complex; nucleus. Gene Ontology annotation, molecular function: mRNA (2'-O-methyladenosine-N6-)-methyltransferase activity; mRNA m(6)A methyltransferase activity.